Molecule: messenger RNA, 1668 nt
Organism: Sardina pilchardus (European sardine)
Lineage: Eukaryota; Metazoa; Chordata; Actinopteri; Clupeiformes; Clupeidae
Gene: syt10
Product: synaptotagmin X
Exons: 7
Coding region: 1-1668 (555 amino acids)
Biological process (GO): cellular response to calcium ion; regulation of dopamine secretion; calcium-ion regulated exocytosis
Cellular component (GO): exocytic vesicle; plasma membrane
Molecular function (GO): SNARE binding; clathrin binding; phosphatidylserine binding
Source: RefSeq, a predicted model, not a curated record
AUGAGUAUCCGUUCUGAGGACAACAUUAGCCUGUGCCAGAGGGCUCUGCAGAUAGUUACAGAGCUCUGCCUCGCCGGUCAUGUGGACCGCGAGAAAUGCGCUGACAUAUUCCCGUUGGAGAGCACCAUACCAGGUAAAGGAAGUGCAGACAUCUCUGUCAGUCUCCUUGCUGUUGUCGUGGGUUUCUGUGGUCUCGCCCUGUUGGUAGUUUCUCUCUUUGUCUUUUGGAAGCUGUGCUGGCCCAUCUGGAGGAGCAAGGCCCUGUCAUCCCAUGUGGAUAACUGUGCCCAGGGUGCCCUCCCUGAAGCGCCUCCGCACAUGGCAUCCCUGCCUCAGCCUCCCGCCGCCGCCGAGACCAAGGUGGUGCUGGCAGGCAGGCAGCCAUCGCCGCAGCCAUCGGUGCAGAAGCAGCAUGACGAGGACGAGUGGAAGCGGAAAGUUCCGGAAGUGAAGGUCAACGGCCGGAGCUCGGUGAAGCUGCUCGAGGCGGCCAUGAAGAUCAGUCAGACGUCGCCGGACAUCCCAGCGGAGGUGCAGCAGGCUCUGCACGAGCACCUGACCAAGCAGGCUAAGAUCCAGAGACAGACCACAGAGCCUACCUCCUCUUCCAGGCACAAUUCCUUCCGCCGUCAUCUACCACGACAAAUGAAUGUGACGAGUGUUGACUUUAGUAUGGACACUCUGCCCAUGCGGCAGUCCUCAACCACAAGCAUUGGCCGGAUAAAGCCUGAGCUUUACAAGCAGAAGUCUGUGGACUCGGAAGAGGGCAACACGGUGCCAGUGGAGACCUGCGGCAAGUUGAGCUUUGCCCUGCGCUACGACUACGAAGAACAGGCCUUGGAGGUGCGCAUCCUUAAAGCCUUGGAGUUACCAGCAAAGGACUUCACGGGAACCUCGGACCCAUACGUGAAGAUCUACCUGCUGCCCGAGCGCAAGAAGAAGUUUCAGACCCGCGUCCACCGCAAGAAUCUGAACCCCGUGUUCGACGAGGCCUUCCGUUUCCCAGUCGAGUACGACCAGCUGUGCAACCGAAAGCUCCACUUUAGCGUGUAUGACUUUGACCGUUUCACCAGUCACGACAUGAUUGGGGAAGUGGUGGUGGACAACCUCUUUGAGCUGUCUGACCUCUCCAGGGAGGCAGUCGUCUGGAAGGACAUUCUUGCUGCCACUACAGAGAGCGUUGACCUGGGAGAGAUUAUGUUCUCUCUCUGCUACCUACCCACAGCUGGCAGAGUCACCCUUACCGUCAUCAAGUGCCGGAACCUGAAAGCCAUGGACAUUACUGGCUCCUCGGACCCUUAUGUGAAAGUGUCCCUCAUAUGUGAUGGCCGAAGGCUAAAGAAGAGGAAGACCACAACCAAGAAGAGCACCCUCAAUCCAGUGUACAAUGAAGCCAUCAUCUUUGACAUCCCCCCAGAAAAUGUGGAGCAAGUCAGCUUGUCCAUCAUGGUGAUGGAUUAUGACCGAGUGGGCCACAACGAAGUGAUCGGCGUGUGCCGAACGGGGCCUGACGGAGAGGGUCUGGGCCGCGACCACUGGAACGAAAUGCUCGCUUACCCACGCAAGCCCAUCACACACUGGCAUGCGCUGGGAGAGUGGCCAGGACGAGCGACGAGCUUUGAAAGUCAGGGCUCCUGCCCUUCUCCCAAGCCUCCUCUAACUCCAUAA